AUGGCUCUUCCCGAUCAUUGGCCACAUGGGUAUCUGCACAUCGACUGGAGUCAUUCGGGACUUCGCGGGGCCGUACUUUGUCUCAGAAGACAACAUGGCAUUUGGGAAGCCAGUGAAGUAUUGGAAACUGGAUCCCAGCAAAGUAUACUCCACUGGUCCCAAUGCUUGGGACACGGCCGUGCACGAUGCCUCGGAGGAGUACAAGCACCGAAUGCACAACCUUUGCUGUGAUAACUGCCAUUCUCACGUGGCUCUGGCCUUAAACUUGAUGAGAUACGAUAACAGCACCUCCUGGAACAUGGUGAAACUCUGCUUCUUCUCACUCCUGUAUGGGAAGUAUGUAAGCAUAGGGGGAUUUGUGAAGACCUGGCUUCCCUUUGUCCUCUUCUUGGGGGUGAUCGUGACUGUUGUUCUGACGCUUCAUUUGCGGUGAUGGCAGCUGUGAACUCACCAUUCCGUGGGCACACGAAGGAAGAAACUGUGACUGAUCCAGCGAGGUGGAGGCAUGGGACUCUGGGAGGCAUUUUCUGGGGAAGGUGGCAACUCCACUCCAUUGUAACAGCUCAUCUUCGUUUCCUGGAACUGGCUUCUUUCCCUUCUGUUUUUGUUCUGUCGAUGGCGUCUCCCAAUGUCAGGGGUCCUGAAGCCUCCUGCUCGCUCCC
Pelecanus crispus (Dalmatian pelican) is the source of this 662-nucleotide messenger RNA. The record is from RefSeq and is a predicted model, not a curated record. NCBI's taxonomy places the organism in Eukaryota, Metazoa, Chordata, Aves, Pelecaniformes, Pelecanidae.